Messenger RNA from Neoarthrinium moseri, 4965 nucleotides. RefSeq lists its product as uncharacterized. The record is from RefSeq and is a predicted model, not a curated record. The coding region runs from base 1 to 4965 and encodes 1654 amino acids. Gene Ontology annotation, biological process: transcription initiation at RNA polymerase II promoter. Lineage: Eukaryota; Fungi; Ascomycota; Sordariomycetes; Amphisphaeriales; Apiosporaceae. Gene Ontology annotation, molecular function: chromatin binding; transcription cis-regulatory region binding; RNA polymerase II general transcription initiation factor activity. The transcript is spliced from 2 exons. Gene Ontology annotation, cellular component: transcription factor TFIID complex.
AUGCCGGCUACUCUUCUUGAGGCCGACGCGGUCCUCGGUCCGGAGGCAGAGCUCGACCUCGCUGCCGCUGCCGCCCCCGAGCCGCUCGUCGAUGACACCCCUCCUCGGCCGUAUACAGUGUUUCACGAGCACGUGGCGCUCGACAUUGACCUGCGGGAAAAAGUCAUCAAAGGAAACGUAGAUAUCUUCAUUAGUACCCAGGGCGCCGUAUCCGAGAUCUACCUCGAUGCCCGGCAAUGCGAAAUCGACGUCGACCACAUCACCGUGAGCUACUGUCCUGCGAAAGCCGUCUACGAUGAUCCAAGCAUCAAGGCCGACACCCCCGAGGGCUACCAGUGGUCCGCAGGCCAGUGGAGCAUUCGCAAACAGCGCAUGCGGCCCUUGAUGCACCAUCAUCGCAAAGAUGAAGCCUCGGCCGAAGAGCAUGAGCAGAAGAUGAACUGCCACCCCGUCGACGAGUCUCUCUGUGUCACCAUCCCACCCAUCAAGGAUAUCCAAGCAAGCCUGGCCAAACACAAGGAGCUGCGCUCCUACAUCCGGGAGCAGGACGCGCUGGACCAGUGGAUAGACCAGUGGGACAAGGCUAUCGAAGAGAACGCCACGGCUCUGUUCAAAAUCAACGUUCCAUUUGUGCUGAAGAACAUCCGGGACGGGCUACACUUUGUUGGCGUAGACGAGACCGACACGAGAUACCCUCACAUGUAUACUCGCCAUUCCAGCGAGCCGGGGGCUGCCUGCUCCAUCUUCCCCUGCAUCGAUGAUCCGGCUUGUCGCUCAUCCUGGCGCGUGUCUCUAACUUUCCCUCAGACCCUCGGUGAUGCCUUCCGGAGGCGCCCGUCUGCGCAGCCACCAAAUGUCAAUGGCACCGGCGCCGGCAGCAAGAAGCGGAAGCAUGGCGACGACGACGCCCUCUCUCCUUACCUCGCAUUGACCGAGGAAGACAAGAUGCUUGAGUUGACGGCUAUCUGCUCGGGCAAGCUAGAGGACGAAGUCAUUGACAAGCAUGACGAGACGAAGAAGACCAUGACAUUUACGUGCAGUAACAAAGCAGCACGCCACAUUGGCUUUGCCCUGGGCCCAUUCGAGCACGUCGACCUGUGGUCGGAGUUCAGAACGGAAGAAGACGAUGAGAAGUUGGCUUCCAACGCGACCAAGGUUCACGGUUACUGCCUGCCGGGACGGGCGGACGAGGUUCGAAAUUCUUGUGCUGCCCUCGUAACGGCAAUGGAUCAUUUCGCCCUAAACUACGGCCGCUAUCCAUUUGACAACUACAAGAUGUGCUUCGUCGAUGACAUGGUUGUCGAUACUGUCCCUCUGUGCGGCUUUUCACUCUGCAGCAACAGGAUCUUAUUUCCACGGGACAUAAUCGACACCGAGAUUGAAGUCACAAGAACGCUCGUCCAUGCGUUGGCGAGUCAGUGGUUCGGCAUCACCAUCAUUCCCAAUAAGAAGUCGGAUAUCUGGCUAGUAAUGGGCAUUGCCUGGUUCAUGACAGACUUGUUCAUGAAGUCACUCGCUGGGAACAACUGGUACCGGUACCAAAUGAAGGAUCAAGCGGACCGCUUAGUUGAGAUCGACAUGAAGAGGCCAUCCCUAGAAUCACUAGGCGAGCAUCUGCAUCUCGGUGGUUUCGAGGUUGACUUCAUGAACCUCAAGGCAAACCUGGUCCUGUUCAUCCUUGAUAGGCGGCUUUCGAAAUCUUCCGGGAGCGCAGGCAUUGCCAGAAUUAUCGCCAGGAUGGUCCUCAAGGCCAACUCGGCGAGCGAGGCCGCCGAUGAGAUUCUGACUUCCGAGAAUUUCCGCAAGGCUUGCGAAAAACAUGGCCAGACAAAGCUGGAGAGCUUUUGGGCCCAGUGGGUCAAGGGGUCUGGUUGUCCCAGAUUCGAUGUCCACCAGAAGUUCAACAAGAAGCGACUUCACGUUGAAAUGAAUGUGCGCCAAACACAAGAUAUUGCCCAAAACAAGACUAGGCAGCUCGACAAGGAUGACUUCUGGCGGGAGGUUGUGGAGGAGAACCAAGAGCACCAAGUCUGGGCAGCCGACAUGCACCACUGCUUUACAGGACCCAUGACUAUCAGGAUUCAUGAGGCCGAUGGUACUCCGUACGAGCACAUAGUGGAGAUUCGCGACGAAAACGCCAAGACGGUCAAGUUUGAUAUACCUUACAACACAAAGUAUAAGCGCCUGAAGCGUAACCGGCGUCAGCGGGAGCGCCAGAUUGCCGGUACUGCAAACAAGCCCAAUGAGGAGAACGCGGACGAAACUCUGAUUUACUGCCUGGGGGACGUCCUCCAAACCGAAGAAGACAUCGAGCGAUGGGACCUGACGGAUUGGGAUCCUGACAUGGAAGCUAAGAUGGACCAAGAGUCUUACGAGUGGAUUCGGAUGGAUGCUGACUUUGAGUGGAUCUGUACAAUGAGGACGAACAUGCCCGCGUACAUGUACGUCUCUCAGUUGCAGCAGGACAAGGAUGUCGUGGCACAGCAGGACUCUAUGCUUUAUUUGGGCAGGGAGGCAUCUAGCAGGCCGCAUCCGUUGAUGUCCACCAUCAUCACUCGGACUCUAGUGGAUGCCCGUUACUUUCACGGCGUUCGAACCAUGUCAGCCGGGACGCUACCCAAGCUCUCCUUGGACAUAUUAAAUCAAGUCGGGCUCAGGCAUCUCAUGAUGACCUUCAAGGAGCUGUUCUACUUGGGCGAUGAGGAUCGGCCACGACCCAACGACUUUUCGGAUAAGCGUCAAUAUAUCGUUCAAUGCGCCAUCCCUGGAGCCGUUGCUCAGGCACGGAAUAAGGAUGGACAUUGUCCAAAGGAAGCCCGAGAUUUCAUUCUAAAGCAGCUCCGAGACAAUAACAACGAGGAGAAUAACUACUCGGACAGCCUCUACAUCUGUAGACUCAUCGACGCGCUUGCGACAUGCCUCAUCCCCGACCAAAAACGUGUCAAAAAGCAGGCCAUGUCCUUUGCUUUCGGCGACGAAGACGAAGAGGAUGCAGCUGUGGACCCUGAGCCACAAGCAUUCAAGGAAGCAGCUCUGGAGGAGAUUGAUCGAUACCGUAGGAUGGACGAAUACUCUCCUUCGUUUCAGAACUGUUUUACUGUCGCAACGCUUGAGGCCCUGGGUCGCCUCAUGAAGGCCGAGGUGAUACCAUUGAACCCGCUCGUCUUCACACAGUAUCUGCAGGACAUGACCGUUGAUAUCGUACGCAUCAAGGCGUUCGAGAUGCUUGUCGAGCUCAAGUUUAUGGCCAAGCCCGUGUUUCUCAAGUUCUUCCUCUCCGUCAUUUCCACGGACAGGUCGCCAUUCAUCCGCAAUCGGCUCUUCAAGAUAUUCUGUCGUGGUCUGGCCAGCAUUGCCUUUGGCGAGCAUGAGCAGGAAGAGAAGGCCGCCCCAGCUCCUAGCGAGGGUGACCUCAUUGUGGAGCAGGAGUCCGGCAUUAUUGAGGCGAAACAGAAGCUGAAGGCCCGAAGGGAGAACCUGACUGCGGCUUUGGCUGCUUUGAAGGAGGUGACAAAGAACGAUCUGACUUUGCAGGAGGUUGUCUGGAAAGCUUUAGACUCACCCGUCCUGUCGGUUCCCGAGAGGAGAAACAUCUUAGAACUCUGCGCAAUUCUGUUCGAGGAAGACGACCAGUUCCUUGUGAAAUUCAAUUAUCCCAAGGUGUGGACAUGUGCGCGUGGGCCAAAGGAACGUGGCAGGUGUAAGAUGAACUUCAAACGCCACUUCCGUACGAAGUCGCGCAAGACCUAUGCCACCCCUACCGUCUCACGUCCAGAGCCACCAAAGCGCACGAUAACCCUGAAUUUGAACCGAGCACCGAGUUUCAAGGCGACAACGCCAGUAGCUGUCAAACCUCCGUCCGGAGUCUUCCAGCCGCCGCCAAAGCCAACUCCACCGAAACCGACCAUAUCGGCCAAGGUCCUCAAGGAAGCGGUCGUCGCUGCUUCUGCUCCACGUCCUGCCGAACCUCCUGCUCCUCCGAAAGAAGUUCGCAGAGAUAGUAUCUCUGUUCAGACCCCUCGUCCUAGCAUUGAGGUUUCUGCUCCUGUUCACUCGGAGCGGAAGGCACUUCCAGGGAGUUCCGCGAAACUCCAGUCAACCUCCAAGGCAGCACUCCCCAAGCCUCAGAUCCAGAAAGUGCAAGCUCCAAAGAUUGCGCCGCCAAAGGCUGCGGCACCCAAGGUUGUCCCCAAGUCGCCAAUACCUCCAAAACCCAGUGGAGAGUCUCGUUCGAACAGUCUGGCUCCACAGCCUCCCAAAACUUUGAAGCGUCCCAGCGCAGAGCCAGCUGAAGGACCGCGGCCGACCAAGAUCGUGAAGCUGAACACCAAGGGCAUACCGGCAAGCGCAUUCCAGAAGCGGACCAAGGUAGUCAGGCUCCGAUUCAAGCAGUGGGACCGACUCAGUAUCCGCAAACAGCCGUCGGCUACACCCGAAGCUGGAUCAAUCCGUGCGACCCCUAAGGGAUCACAGUCACAGGCUCCAAAAGAGCGUUCCAAUUCAAUUGUUGUCGGGUCCUCUAUACCGUCACAGGCGUCAAAGCCGCAGUCUUUACACAGAUCUUCUGCUCCCAGUGGCUCGGCCCCUUCGCCUUCACUACCCUCCAAAAAGAAGUCCACCAGUCCUCCUUCCCUGCCCGAUAUGGGCAAGAGCGCCAGUGGUAGCAUCUUGGUGAAGCACGACCGCAAGCCUCUCCCGGGAGGCGCUGAACGCAAAUCACUUCCAGGGGGUGCCGAGCGCAAGUCUCUCCCCUCGGGCGGCGAGCGCAAAACUCUUCCUUCUGGCGAACGCAAGGUCCACUCCUCGGGCGAGCGCACCUCCCUACCGUCCUCCGGUGGGCGUACCUCUUUACCAUCCGCGUCACCUCACUCGACGCCCUCUCACCCAGCUUCCCAUAGCUCAUCUAGCACCGGAGCGCCUCUGAAGACGAAGUUCAAGAUCAAGGUCAAGCCUAAGCCUGACUGA